This is a messenger RNA of Corticium candelabrum, 998 nucleotides long. RefSeq names its product insulin-like growth factor 1 receptor. Gene Ontology annotation, biological process: positive regulation of kinase activity; cell surface receptor protein tyrosine kinase signaling pathway; protein phosphorylation. NCBI's taxonomy places the organism in Eukaryota, Metazoa, Porifera, Homoscleromorpha, Homosclerophorida, Plakinidae. Gene Ontology annotation, cellular component: signaling receptor complex; plasma membrane. The record is from RefSeq and is a predicted model, not a curated record. Gene Ontology annotation, molecular function: transmembrane receptor protein tyrosine kinase activity; ATP binding.
AUGCGCAGGAACUUUGACAGUGACAACAUUGUACGACUUUUGGAAAUCGUGUCAAUUGGCAAUCCUGUUAUGGUGGUGAUGGAACUGAUGGCUAAUGGUGAUCUAAAGGGAUAUCUUCGGAUAGGACAAUGGUGUUUAUUGUUUUUGCAGAAGGAUGGACUGCUUCAGUUUGCAGUCCAAAUUGCAAAUGGCAUAGCUUACUUAGCAAGGAAGGAAUUCAUUCAUCGUUUGGCAGCACAUAACUGCAUGGUGGAUAAACACAUAUUUGUUAAGAUAGGAGAUGAGGUCAAAGAAUUUGGUUUAACACGUGACGUAUAUGCAACUGACUACUACAGGAAGAGAGGCUCCGGUCCUCUCCCUGUCAGAUGGAUGGCUCCAGAAUCACUACAGGAUGGUGUUUUUGGUCAUCCUUCCGAUGUUUGGUCAUUUGGUGUUGUGCUGUGGCAAAUAGCGACUCUGGCAGUGCGGCCAUACCCUGGGAUGAGUAACAGUGAUGUAUUUGGCUUGUUAUUGGAGGUGGAGUCAUGGAUCUGACAAAAAUCACCAUGCUGCCAGAGCUUAGUAAGUCUCAAAUUUGUAGAUAGUUAUUUAUGUGUAAUGUCACUAUACUUGGUAAUAAUCCAUAAUCCAGUAUUACAAUUAUGAAGCAAUGCUGGCGUUAUAAAUCAUCAGACAGACCAACAUUUAAAACAAUUUGAGUUGCUUACCAUCACUUCUUCCGGCUGGCCAUACCAUCAAAGUCAAAGUCUGAGUCAAGUCUUACAGGACUUGAUGGUGGGGGUAUUUGUGUGUUGCUCAUGUUUUAGUCCAUGCACUGUCAUUCUGCUUUGUCUUUAUAUCUCCAGUUUGUAUUUUACUGCUUUUGUAGUAUAUAUGUAGUUUCUAACGGCCUAGCGUCCUAUUUUAGAACUGGACAUUUACAAUUGCUAAUUUUUGAUAUGGGAACGGUUGUUAGGUAGUCUAGUAUCACGUGUGUGUAAAAUUGCAGCAGUUAUCGA